Messenger RNA from Guyanagaster necrorhizus, 1621 nucleotides. RefSeq lists its product as uncharacterized. The transcript has a single exon. The record is from RefSeq and is a predicted model, not a curated record. Bases 192 to 1463 code for a protein of 423 amino acids. Lineage: Eukaryota; Fungi; Basidiomycota; Agaricomycetes; Agaricales; Physalacriaceae.
GACGAAACUCCACCGACUGUGAAUCAGUUGAUCCUGAGAUGUCUUUCACUCCCCAUUCUCACUGCGAUGUCUGAUAGAAUGGAAGAAAAGGUCUCGUGUCUUUACGGGAUCGCGAAUAUUGUGAACGGGUGUUUUAAGUUGCAUAUAGCCGGAGGCAAUCAUGUUGUUCGCACCUAAAAAUUCAACUAAGCAUGAUGACUUCUCCGCUUUUCUUCACCACUCCAUCUUUCUUUACUAGCCAGUCAAAUCCUACCGACAGUCCAGAUGAGAGCGCCAUUACUACGGAUAAUCUAGACGAGGGCUCAGCAUCGUCGACAUCCAUAUUCAACACCAUGAAUCUCGGAGAUUAUCCAGUGUUAUUUUUCACCAGCCCCUCAAAUCCCACUAUUACCACAGAUACAUCAGAUGAGGCCACCGUCACUACAGAUAAACCUGGCGACCCCACCAUUACCGCGGAUAAUCCAGACGAGCCCAUCGUUAGUACGAAUAAACCAGACGAGGACACCGUUACUACAGAUAAACCAGACCAGGACACCAUUGCCACGGAUAGUCCAGACGAGUGUUCGGAACCGUCGAAAUCCGUCGAGGCGAAGAAAAUCGGGGAUCGUACAAUGUGGCUUUUCACCUAUCACUCAAAGCCCACCAUUAUCACAGAAAAAACAUACGAGGCCACCGUUAUCACGGAUAGUCCAGAUGAGCGUUCAGCACCGUCGCCAUUCAUAUCCAAUGUCAAGAAACUUGGAGUUUUCACCCCCCACUCCAAGCCCGCCAUCAGUGCUAUAGAUAAACCCGACGAGCCCAUCGUUGCUGCGGAUGAACCCGACCAGUCUACUCCUACGGACAAAUCCAACGAGCCCAUCCAUACUACGGAUAAACCAGACGAGUCCUCCAUUCCUAUGGAUAAACCAGACGAGCCCACCCUUACUACAGAUCCAGAGGAGCCUACCGUUACCACAAAUAGUGCAAACGAGCAUUCAGCACCGUCGGGAUUCACAGUCAAGAUCAAAAAAUUCAGAAAGCAUUCUAGGUUAUUUUUUACCCGUCAUUCAAAGCGCACCGUCACCACAGAUAAUCCAGAAAAGCGUCCAGUGCCGUCGGUCAUGCGCAAGAAACCCCGAAACCGAUCAAAGCUAUCUUUGGUUAAGAAGAAAAGUCAACCAAACGAUCGUUCGCACGAUAUGUAUACCGUCGCUACGGAAGAGCUCGAGAAUACUCUCCACCAACUCUCCGAUUACACGCGUUACCCCGCCGAGUGCUUGCCACGCCGCAGAGAUACUGCGUUGGCCAGCAAAGGAUCGUUUAAGAAAUCUCUGCCGAGUCGAUCGUCAUCUUUAGCAUCAUUUUACACGGCACCGUCCCAUCUAGAAAUUGUUGUUGACGGUUCAUCGAGGGAAAGAGAAGAAUGGGUCGCAUGGCCAUGGCCAUUUUUCUCCGUUUCGUCGUUCCUUUCACGAUUUUCUUGAUCCUCUUGGGGGUGAUUUGGACAGAUUUCACAUAGACAUUUCAUGAUUUUCUUUUUCGAUAGUCUCAGUAUUGUUAGCAGCGAAUUUUUAUUCCUUUGAAGAUACUUAGAUACUGACGCCGUAUCUCGCACGCAUUUAGAUUGUACCCAUUAGAUAAA